Molecule: messenger RNA, 1290 nt
Organism: Hordeum vulgare subsp. vulgare (domesticated barley)
Lineage: Eukaryota; Viridiplantae; Streptophyta; Magnoliopsida; Poales; Poaceae
Product: homeobox protein B-H1-like
Exons: 2
Coding region: 94-1005 (303 amino acids)
Source: RefSeq, a predicted model, not a curated record
GGAUGGUCCAUCCCCAUCGCGCGUCCGUCUCCGUCUCCGUCUCGCUCACUCAUCAGUCAUCACACACGCACCGGGAGCGGGAGGCCAUCAUCAAUGCCCAGCGCGCAUUCAAUGCACAUCUUGUCCUCAUGCCUUCGCUUUCCAACACCUCAAUUAAUGGCGCCCAUACGUGCCUCCAAACCCCCCCCUGUUUCCCUUCCCCUCUCCCCCCCUCCCAUUUAUCCAUCUCCUCCUCCCUCCCAGCAUCCAUUGCUCCAUUUCUUCCUCCUGUCCAACCAAGCACCUCGAUCGUCUCGCCGCUGCCUUCCCUCUUGUGCUGCCGUGGCGCGCCAGAUGGUCGCUGAGGCGGUCGGCUUCAUGAUGUCCCGGGCGGCCGACGGCGGGGCGAUGGCGCCGGAGCUCGUCACCCGCGACUUCCUCGGCGGCUGCCAGGCCUCCGCCCCCGCCCCCGCCGACGACCCCCGCCACGACGCCGCCGCCAUGCCCGGCAAGCCGCCGUUGCAGAAGCACCUCAGCCCGCCGCCGUCGGCCAGGGGGGACCUCAACCUCUUCCCCGUCUCCGGCGCCGCCAUCGCGCCGGCGCUGGCCGCGGAGUCGGCCGCCGCCGCCACGACAACCACGUACCACAGCGUGUGCACGAUCGAGAAGGUGAAGACGGCGCUGGAGCGGUUCGAGCGCGGGAAGCAGGGGCAGCAGCACCACCACCACCACCACCAGCAGCACAGCGGCGCGGGCGCGGGAGCCUCCCCGUCCUCCUCCUCCGUGACAACCUCCUCCGUGAAGCGCCGCGGCGACGUGGAGCAGGGCGACGGCUGCGACUCCCCGUCCGCCAGCGCCACCGGCGGCAUGGUGGCCGCCGCCUGCCCGCGCUGCUUCCUCUACGUGCUCAUCGCCCGCAGCGACCCCCGCUGCCCGCGCUGCGAGUCGCACGUGCCGCCGCCCCCGGCCCCGGCGCCCAAGAAGAAGCCCAGGAUCGACCUCAACGUCGGCUUCCUCGGCACCUAGCCGGCGUAGCCAAGCCAAGCCAAGAAGUAGGUCAAGAUGGCUGUCGUCCGUCGUCGUCCUCGGCGCGUUAGGUGGGCUGUAGGCCUCCGGUGCCCGGACUCGCCGCGACGGGCGCCAUUGUUUUUCUGAUGCCACCGAUAGAUUCCGGUACAUAUGGAGGUGUGGAGGUGCUCCGAUUCUGAUUUUUGCUUGUCCAUUUCCAAGUAUGUCCGUCUCAGAUCCUGUCAUGUCAGAUCAAUCAAACACUCGAUAGAACAUGAAUGAACCCCACUGUUCCUACUGCUA